UUACAGUUGUUGGCAACGUAUUCUAAGUUGCAUGUACUUCAAUGGCUGAUGAAUAUAAGGAAGAAGCUGGUGACCGGUCUGGAAAAAAAGGGGAAUCAAGGAGUGAAAUCAUUGAACAGGAAAUGGUUGACGAUCGUAAGGAAGAAAGGACAGUAGCCGAUGUUAGGAAAGGUGAAAUGAAUGUUGGAAGAAAAGAUGAAGGAAGUGUUGAAAUGAAGGAAGCAGCAAGUUCGGAACCACUUACUGAAGAUUUGAAUAGAAGUGGCAGUGGAAUGAAUGAUAGUAUCAGUGAUAUAGACGAAAUCGCAGAAGUGACCAAAGAGGAAAAACCGAAGCCAGUAAAAAGAGGCCUUCUUGAUGAGCCAGUUGUACGAGAAGGAAAAAGACAACGUCAUGCAGUGGAACGACUUGCAGCCGUCUCGUCUCCACCGUCAAGGAAAGCAUCUUUGGAUGCGGUUGGAUCGGGAACUUCUCUUGGUGACAUUGAAUUCGUGAAUACUGGCAUUUCUAAAGCGCAAAAUGAAACAUUGAAAUGGCUUCAUAGGCUAUGUUACGGCACUCCUGGGACCGCAACAUCCAGAAAAAGAGACCUGAGAAGAUUUAACGGUUUUGCAUUUGAUGAAAAGAGUGCUGAUUUCGACAAAAAGAAGGCAACGGCAAUGAAGUUCACAAAUAAUGAGUUACAUAUGAUUGGAAGAAUUUUGGGUUCAGAGAGGGGACACACGAAGGAAGAAGCAGUGAUGAAUGUCCUUCAUUUCUUGCAAAAACCGGAAGAUAAGGGCAGGAAGAUCACAUCAGCAAAGAAGCGAAGAAGUUCUUCAAAAUCGACGGGGAAAAGAGUGAAAAGAAGCAGAAUCGAGGGGAGAGGAAAUAAAAAAAGCAUAAGAAAAUCAAAAGAAGAAUCAAGUGAGAAUGACGAUGCUAGUCAGAGCGGGGAGGAAUCUAGCGGUGAUGAGAAUACUGCAAAGAAGAAAUCAGAAUCGACAAGCACAACAAAAAAUCGUUCGGAAAAGAUGAAAAGUUCAACCAAAUUAACUUCUGUUUCCAAAAGCAAUACGGCUAAGGAAGACCCAACUUGGGGCGACGGUGGACCUUCAAAUGCAGAGGUGGAAGCUGCGAUCAACGAUAUACUUCGUUCUGUGGAUCUUGUGAAUUGUACGAUGAAGCAGAUGUGUGAAAGGAUUGCGGAAAAGUUCCCAAAUUUGGAUAUGGUAACGUAUAAAGGUGCACUGAAGGAACGCGUGAAAUCAGCUUUGGAGAAAAUGGAAGAUUCAUGAACCUACUGUCUUGUUGCUGAUCUCUGUUAUUGUAUUAAAUUUUUCAUUUGCUACCUUCAAAGUUUGUUUUAUUUUUCUAGAUUUGUUUAUUGCCUCAGCUUUUAAUGGCGGCCAUCCUUAGCCCCAAAAUAAUUUUUAUUCACCUCAUUGCAUAUUUCCUUUCCAUCUUAAUCACGGAAUUUGUCCUUCUCAUGUUUAAUAACAGAAGAUAUAUAACAUUUUAACACUUAUUUCAUUGAGGACAUUUAUUUUAAUAUUCAUUGUGAAGGCAAACUCUAACAGUCUAAUAGUAUGUGUCAUAUGCA
Loa loa (African eye worm) is the source of this 1582-nucleotide messenger RNA. RefSeq lists its product as hypothetical. The coding region runs from base 42 to 1277 and encodes 411 amino acids. NCBI's taxonomy places the organism in Eukaryota, Metazoa, Nematoda, Chromadorea, Rhabditida, Onchocercidae. Gene Ontology annotation, molecular function: DNA binding; histone binding. The record is from RefSeq and is a predicted model, not a curated record. Gene Ontology annotation, biological process: regulation of double-strand break repair; chromatin organization. Gene Ontology annotation, cellular component: nucleus. The transcript is spliced from 9 exons.